UCCCCGGCGCUCUACCCUAAACAAUUAAACCUUCAGCAGCCGCUGCCCAUCUCUCCAUCUCCCUUCCACUUAGAAUGGCCAGCAUCGAGUCCAUUCGCAAGGCACAGAGGGCUGACGGCCCGGCCACGAUCAUGGCCAUCGGAACCGCCAACCCUCCUCAUGCCGUCGACCAGAGCACCUACGCCGACUUCUACUUCCGAAUCACCAACAAUGAGCACAAGCACGAGCUCAAAGAGAAGUUCAAGCGCAUAUGUGAGAAAUCCAUGAUCAAGAAGCGGUACAUGUACCUCACCGAGGAUCUCCUGAAGCAGAACCCGAACAUGUGCGCCUACAUGGCGCCCUCUCUGGAUGCCCGGCAGGACAUCCUGGUGGAGGAGGUGCCGAAGCUGGGGAAGGAAGCAGCCGUCAAGGCCAUCAAGGAGUGGGGCCGCCCCAAGUCAAACAUCACUCACCUCGUCGUCUGCUCCACCAGCGGCGUCGACAUGCCCGGGGCCGACUACCAGCUCAUCAGGCUCCUCGGCCUCAACCCGUCCGUCAAGCGAGUCAUGCUCUACCACCAGGGCUGCUUCGCCGGCGGGACCGUGCUCCGCAUCGCCAAGGACCUCGCCGAGAACAACAAGGGUGCUCGCGUGCUUGUCGUGUGCUCCGAGAUCACCGUCGUCACCUUCCGAGGCACCGACGACAUCCACUUCGACAACCUCGUGGGCCAGGCCCUCUUCGCCGAUGGUGCAGCGGCACUCAUCGUCGGAGCGGAUCCGAUCCAAGGUGUCGAGAGGCCGCUCUUUCGAAUGGCUUCGGCGGCUCAGCUGGUACUGCCGGACAGCGAGGGGGCCAUCGAAGGCCACCUCAGGGAAGUGGGCCUCACCUUCCACCUCCUCAACCAGGUCCCCACCAUUAUCUCCAAGAACAUCGAGAAGAGCCUGGAGGAGGCGUUCGAGCCGCUGGGUAUCUCUGACUGGAAUUCCUUGUUCUGGAUUGCGCACCCUGGUGGCCCGGCCAUACUUGACGCCUUUGAGUCCAAACUGAAGCUGAAGCCGGAGAAGCUCCGGGCGACGCGGCACGUGCUUAGUGAGUACGGGAACAUGUCCAGCGCUUGCGUGUUCUUCAUACUGGACGAGAUGAGAAAGCGGUCGGCGAAGGAAGGGAAAGGGACCACCGGAGAGGGGCUCGAUUGGGGAGUGCUCUAUGGAUUCGGACCAGGGCUCACCAUGGAGACCGUCGUCCUCCAAAGUGUCGCUAUCUAGGGUUUCAGACUCCACCAUGGUUCCAUUGCUACAUUUUUUUCUCGUUGCUUCAGUUCAAGCAGUGUUCGACCAAACAAUAUUUUCAAAGAUUAUCUAUGAGAUAUGCAAUAAAUAAAUGAUUGAAUAAAAAGCCUGGUAUAGUGAAAUACUCAAUCAGCAAGUGUAUCUUUCUUCAAGAAUACUGAAGUGUUUACUCAAAGUUAAAAAAAGAAGAAGAAGAAUUAGUUCAGUGGGAAAUCUUAAUGUAAGAUCCUAAGUUAAAUCGCUGCCUCAGCAACGAACAUUUCUCCUUUGUACUGAA
This is a messenger RNA of Phoenix dactylifera (date palm), 1545 nucleotides long. NCBI's taxonomy places the organism in Eukaryota, Viridiplantae, Streptophyta, Magnoliopsida, Arecales, Arecaceae. The record is from RefSeq and is a predicted model, not a curated record.